AUGGCGCAGUAUGGAAAGGCAGAGUACUGGGAGGAGCGCUACACACGAGACCCCGAGCCCUUCGACUGGUACCAGCGAUGGGCAGGGCUGAAGGACACUUUCGCGGAGUACAUUCAGCCCGCUCACAGCAUUUUGAUGCUUGGCUGUGGAAACUCACGGCUCAGUGAAGAGAUGUACGAGGAGGGCUACCACUCCGUGACGAACAUUGACAUGGCUAUGACGGUUGUCAAGGCGAUGCAAGAGAAGUAUCGCGACAAGCCCGGAAUGACCUACAAGCAGAUGGACGGCCGGUCCAUGGAGUUGCCAGAUGCCAACUUCAACGUAGUCAUUGACAAGGCUUGUUUGGAUUCCGUACUCUGUGGAGAAGGAUCGACGCACAACGCGCAAAAGAUCCUGACAGAGGUUUCCAGAGUCUUGCAGCCGAACGGUGUCUACGUUUGCGUGUCGCAUGGGCAGCCGUCUUAUCGACUCACGUACUUGCAGAGACCAGAGUUUGGAUGGAACGUAAAAACAUACACGGUGCAGAAACCGAUGAUGGGCAUGACUGCGUCCUUGUCCGCGGACGACAAGGACAGUGUGCACUAUAUCUAUGUUUGUGUGAAAGGAGAGGUUGCCAAAGAUGGCUGA
Messenger RNA from Symbiodinium natans, 627 nucleotides. NCBI's taxonomy places the organism in Eukaryota, Dinophyceae, Suessiales, Symbiodiniaceae. The record is from the annotation of a GenBank genome assembly.